Penicillium concentricum is the source of this 858-nucleotide messenger RNA. RefSeq lists its product as uncharacterized. The transcript has a single exon. Gene Ontology annotation, biological process: regulation of transcription by RNA polymerase II. The record is from RefSeq and is a predicted model, not a curated record. Gene Ontology annotation, cellular component: nucleus. Bases 1 to 858 code for a protein of 285 amino acids. NCBI's taxonomy places the organism in Eukaryota, Fungi, Ascomycota, Eurotiomycetes, Eurotiales, Aspergillaceae.
AUGGAGAAGGGGGACAUCAGGUGCCCGCUCGCAAAGGAGGAAGAUUGUCACAAGACUUUUAUGUCCAACUCAAGUGCACACAAGCACGCGAGAGAUGUGCACGGCGAAAACAAAUGGCCUUGUCCCUCCGCAGAAAACAAAGGAUGCCCCCUAAAGUUCUCGACCAAAGAUUCGGCCGCAAAGCAAGCACUGAGGUUUCAUGCUAAGAAGGAUUCAGAUAACCCUCCGAAGGAAGGCUUUCCUUGCCCACUCAAUUGUGACAAGACAUAUGCCACACAACAAAACGCAAAUCGGCAUGCUCAGAAUAAGCACACUGGAAUCUCAUGGCCCUGUCCCUCAGCAGAAAAGGAGAAAUGCACAGCGCAAUUCAAUAACAAAUGCAAUGCCAACCGUCACGCAAAGAAAGCUCACCGUGAUAAGUCGACUCAGAAGCAAAUUCAUAAAGACCGUCCCUACUCACGCGCGCGGGAGGAAAAAUGCUCUAGAAUGUUCCAAGCUGAUAGCUACGCGAGAACACAUUCUCUGGUGAAACACGGCAAAGCUGAGCCGGAUGAGCCGUUUUUUCCGGCAUGGCCUACAACGCCAGAUGACCCUCUGAAGGACGUGGAGGGGAAGACCAUACCUGGAUGGGCCAAGCUCCCGAAGCCGUCCUUUGUGGACGGCAAGUGGACAUUCCCAGACCCAGGUUGUAGCAUGGCAUGGGCGAGCAUCUGGUCGGUAAAAAACCACUACCUGGCAUCCAACAAGCGAUUGGGAGUUGAGAAGCUGGCCUCCAAGCUGGGAUCGAAGAGGCAGCGAACAUUAGAAGAUUUCUUCGAUUCAAUGAGGUUAAAUAAAAAAAAACGAAGGGUCUCGUGA